Messenger RNA from Lynx canadensis (Canada lynx), 1292 nucleotides. RefSeq names its product calcium voltage-gated channel auxiliary subunit gamma 8 (gene CACNG8). Gene Ontology annotation, cellular component: AMPA glutamate receptor complex; postsynaptic density membrane. The record is from RefSeq and is a predicted model, not a curated record. Gene Ontology annotation, molecular function: channel regulator activity; voltage-gated calcium channel activity. The transcript is spliced from 4 exons. Lineage: Eukaryota; Metazoa; Chordata; Mammalia; Carnivora; Felidae. Bases 112 to 1278 code for a protein of 388 amino acids. Gene Ontology annotation, biological process: postsynaptic neurotransmitter receptor diffusion trapping; positive regulation of synaptic transmission, glutamatergic; neurotransmitter receptor internalization.
GUGGUCAAACUGGAGUCGCUGAAGCGCUGGAACGAGGAGAGGGGCCUGUGGUGCGAGAAGGGGGUGCAGGUGGUGCUGACCACGGUGGGCGCCUUCGCGGCCUUCGGCCUCAUGACCAUCGCCAUCAGCACCGACUACUGGCUGUACACGCGCGCGUUCAUCUGCAACACCACCAACCUCACGGCCGGCGACGACGCGCCGGCCCACCGCGGGGGCAGCGGCUCCUCGGAGAAGAAGGACCCCGGCGGCCUCACCCACUCGGGGCUCUGGAGGAUAUGCUGCCUGGAAGGGUUGAAAAGAGGUGUCUGCGUGAAGAUCAACCAUUUCCCGGAGGACACGGACUACGACCAUGACAGCGCGGAGUAUCUGCUCCGAGUCGUCCGGGCCUCCAGCAUCUUUCCCAUCCUCAGCGCCAUCCUGCUGCUGCUCGGGGGCGUGUGCGUGGCGGCCUCCCGGGUCUACAAAUCCAAGAGGAACAUCAUUCUGGGCGCAGGGAUCCUGUUCGUGGCAGCAGGCCUGAGCAACAUCAUCGGCGUGAUCGUGUACAUCUCGGCCAACGCGGGCGAGCCGGGUCCGAAGCGGGACGAGGAGAAGAAGAACCACUACUCGUACGGCUGGUCCUUCUACUUCGGCGGGCUGUCGUUCAUCCUGGCCGAGGUGAUCGGCGUGCUGGCCGUCAACAUCUACAUCGAGCGCAGCCGCGAGGCGCACUGCCAGUCUCGCUCGGACCUGCUCAAGGCCGGCGGGGGCGCGGGCGGCAGUGGCGGGAGCGGCCCCUCGGCCAUCCUCCGUCUGCCCAGUUACCGCUUCCGCUACCGCCGCCGCUCCCGCUCUAGCUCCCGCUCCAGCGAGCCGUCGCCGUCGCGGGACGCGUCUCCCGGCGGCGCCGGGGGCCCGGGCUUCGCCUCCACGGACAUCUCCAUGUACACUCUCAGCCGCGACCCGUCCAAGGGCAGCGUGGCCGCGGGGCUGGCGGGGGCCGGCGGCGGCGGCGGCGGUGGCGGAGCCGGCGGGGCGUACGGCGGCGCGGCUGCGGGCGCGGGCGGCGGCGGCGGGGCGGGCGCCGAGCGGGACCGCGGGGGGGCGCCCGGCUUCCUCACGCUGCACAAUGCCUUCCCCAAGGAGGCGGGCGGCGGGGUCACGGUCACGGUCACCGGGCCGCCCGCCGCGCCCGCGCCCGCCCCGCCUGCGCCCGCGGCGCCAGCCCCCGGGACCCUGGCCAAGGAGGCCGCCGCCUCCAACACCAACACGCUCAACAGGAAAACCACGCCGGUGUAGGGGCGCGCCGGGGG